This is a messenger RNA of Trichobilharzia szidati, 2338 nucleotides long. Lineage: Eukaryota; Metazoa; Platyhelminthes; Trematoda; Strigeidida; Schistosomatidae. The record is from the annotation of a GenBank genome assembly.
UCUGGUAAGGGCUAUAAAUGGAUCCCGGAAGGAUCUCAUUUAUAGUCAUUUAGAUGAAUAUAUAUAAACAUAUAUAUACAGAGUGUGGUGCGACUUUUCUAUUGACAGUCCGUUGCUGAAUUGGGAAAUGUUUCUGUCCCAUGUUCGUGAAAGAUACCCGUUGUAAUUGUUUUAUCCUAUUUUUUAUGCAUUUUUCUAUAAAUAUACAUUACCACUUAUCAUAAACGCCUCUUUCUUGUGAUUGGUCCGUUCAAGGUCGUUUGCUGAUUGGUUGUUACUGGUGUCUAAAGUUUAACUCCGCCGGAUUUCAUCAUGAGCUGACAGCAUUUGGAGAACCACUGGAAAACCUGGGAGGAUUGGACAGCUGUUUCGUCCUAGUUUGUGACUCUGAGGAUAUAUAUAUAUCACCUGAGGUAAUGGUGUAGUCAGUGGUGAAAGUCUGGAGAUGUGAUCUGUGGUUACUUCACAUUUUUCAUGAUCCUCCCUGAUUUUAACUGUGUAAUGAUAUUGGGAUAUCAGUUUGACGUCUUAUUCUUGAGGCUUAUGUAAGUUUUAAGUUAAGUGCAUGUUGAAUUUCAGCUGUGAUUGACGAAUUCAUUAAAACGCUUUGUUUUUAGCUGUGCAGUCUGCAGUUCUCUGUCAUCUGAAGUCCCAAAAGUGAUAAACAGGCUUCAUCACUAAACUUGAAUGUACACACAUAUUUCAUUAUGUUGUAGUGAAGUUGUGUCUACGCCCUCUACUACUCAUUCAAGAAGAGAAUAAUUAACAGAUGAAGCACUAACAAAGCCUUUAAUUCUCAAUCUAAGAUCUGAAAUUCUCUACUAAUUACCCUCGUGUUUGCUCUGUUCAUUUUUCCCGUGAUCAGUUCUUUUCAUCGGGAAAUUAGUAUGUACAAACUGGUUAUAUUGAAACUAAUCUUAAUUUGUUUUUGAUCCUUUUCUACCUGAAUUUCCUGUAGCUUCUCUUUCAAUGCAUGGGAAUUAGUCAGCCUAGAAUUUGACCAAUUUCUAAAUAAGCGAUGAUAUUUGUGUUAUCUUCGAUAAUUCACAUGUCGAAGUUUUCUAAUCUGUCAUACUUUUCCCACGCUAUCUUCGUUGAUCCGCUGACUUCGACAUCUAUUGGUCUUACCAUUUUUCUUCUUUUUAACAGGGAAAGGUUGAAAUCACAGAAGAAGGCAUUAAAUUACUUGGAAAAUUGACGAAAUCAUUGAAUUCUGCUAACACAACAAAUGGUGGAUGCCCCAUAGCUGAAAGUCCAAUGAAAGAAAACAUUUCAACGCCACAUGAUGGUAAAAGCAAUACAUCUAAGAAAAGGAAACGUGUAGCUACUCCUUCUCCUGAGAGAGUUAAACAACCCAGUCGAACUUCAUUAAAGGGAACGAAGCACAAUUGUGAAGGAGAUGAACAUUCUUCUCAAUCUGGUAUUACCGUUGGUACUUCUUCGUCAGUGCAUAUUCCUCCCUUUCAUACUGAACAGCCGAUAACAUCUGUAAAACAACCCACCAGUGUCAGGUUUCUCGAUGCUUUUGAAUAUGGGGAGGAAUGGCUUCCUGGCUUGUUGAAACCAACGAACUUGAAGAACUUCAUCAGGUGAAUUUGUUAUUUCGGUUAUAUAUUUCUAGAAAUGCUUUUCAUGGCUCACCACGCCAGGUUUCUGACCCAUAUUUAAUAUAAAGCGGCUUACUUAACAGUGGUGUUAGACAGAAUCCGAAUUUCGUUCUUUAUACUGUGGAGUGCAGCUGAUUUCAGAGUUAUGAAUUCUGCCUUGCCUUUACGAUUCUUGUUUUGAUAUCCUCGUCCAUCCUUUCUACUAUAGUUGACACGAUGCUGCCUAGAUAAGUGAAAAAGAGGCCUCUUUCAAAUUUCUUCCGUUGACAGUGAUUAAUGGUUGUUAUUAUUGUUGUUGGUUAUCGGGUAUUUUCAUCACUUCCAUUUUCUCUGUGCUCACUUAAAGUGUUGUCUCGUGAAUCUGAAUAGCUCAGUGGUAAUGUCUCUGACUGCAGGACUCCACUGAGCGACCUGGCUUGUUGAAGUCUCCCAGAGGUGACGUCGUUAGUUCUUUCAAGAUUCCAGAUGCGCCUUUCUGGCUGGCGUUAAUGCCAACAAGUAAGAAAGCUAGGUCCACACAGAGAUUCCUGCCUAUUACCUUCAACCAUGUAAACCAACAAUUCAAAGUGCGACAUAGUAGCUAGCCACCUAGUUUGAUGGAUGUCGAAGGCUGGAUUCAUGACGCUAAAUACCAUCUUGUGUCUAGUCGUAUUAUGUUGUGAAUGAUCUUGCGUAAUCGAAAGAGCUGACAACUAAUUCGUUCAUAGUGAUGAAUAAUCAUUUGGAAAUGC